AUGAUGUUUGCUAGCAACGACUGGAGACAAUGUCAAUGGGUAAAGCAUCCUAAAGGACUCGCAGCCUAUCAUACAACAACGAGUAUGGAAUUUUGGGAUGGUGUGGAAACGUGCCUGAAAGUCUUUGCACCAUUGGUUGAAGUACUUAGAUUAGUUGAUGGAGAUCAGAGGCCUACAAUGGGUUUUUUGCAUGGAGAGUUAGAGGAAGCAAAGAAAGAGAUACGAAAAGCCCUAAACAAUCUUGAGAAGACCUAUGAACCAAUACUCACUAUCAUUGAUCAGAAGAGUGAAGAACAAGAGGGCAACUUUGGGCAUCCAACAGCCAUUAAAGGAUGUUCAACAAAUGAUGAAAAUUUUGAUCCAGAUUGUGCUAUUCACGCUCAAGAUUGGAUUGUUGAAGAUGUUGAUGGAGAUAUUUCUGAAACUACAAGAGACACAUCUAAAGAUAAUGAUUCGGUUAGGGAGCUUCGUGAAUCUGAUUUUGAGUCUGCUGAUGAAGGAGUCGAUAUUGAUUUUGAGUCAGAUGAUGAGCAUGUUUAG
Arabis nemorensis is the source of this 540-nucleotide messenger RNA. The record is from the annotation of a GenBank genome assembly. Lineage: Eukaryota; Viridiplantae; Streptophyta; Magnoliopsida; Brassicales; Brassicaceae.